CCUGUAGCAUAUACUGUGGAGGGUGAGACAAUUCUGGAGCAGGAAGAGGGUUGCAGCUCCGCAAAGAAGAGCCGCAUGGAAGGGCAUUCAACCGAACGUUACUAUGCCACAGUGUCAAAUCUUCCUGCUGGUGAACAGCUGUUUUUGCUACCAAUUACAGAAGGCCGAGACAUCAGUCCAUCUGAAGUGCAAUAUAUUAUAUAUCAGCCACAGCAGGGCAAUUCGACGUUUACACAAGAAGUUCAAGAGCCGAUGAGAAAGCUAAGCCCACCACCGUCGGAGCGCGAUUACAUGCUUGGUCUGUCACAUGGUGAAACACUGUCCGAUAUGUUUAAGGAUGAUCUCAUUUGA
Messenger RNA from Gongylonema pulchrum, 351 nucleotides. NCBI's taxonomy places the organism in Eukaryota, Metazoa, Nematoda, Chromadorea, Rhabditida, Gongylonematidae. The record is from the annotation of a GenBank genome assembly.